GCUAGCUCCCCUGGCGCGGCGUACGCGGACGCGGGGUCGAUCGAGUUCGCCCCGAGCUCCCGGGUGGACACCUCCAGGGCCUGGGGCCACGAGGACCAGCACCGCUACUGCGCGGCGCCCAUCGUGGACGACAGCGACGCCCAGACCACUUUGGUCUCGUUCUGGGCUGUUGGCGUGGACUGCUGCGGGCACCGGGCGAACUUCGCCUGCGGCGACGUCGACGGCAGCAGCCGCGCAGGGGUGCGCCUGCCGCCGGACGGCCUGUUCUCGGCCCCACACGCCGACUUCUUCAGGGCCAUCAACCGCUCUGCGGUGGUCUUCGGCCUGCAGGUGGGCAGCGACCCCAUCCUGCUGCACUGGGUCGCCGACGCGGCGAGACCCACCGCCGCGCUGAUGAGCGCCGCGGGCGUGUGCCUCCUGGGCGUGUGCCUCUUCGGGCUCCUGGAGCUCACCGCGUACGUCACGAGGGCGCUGGUGAGGCAAGACGUUCGACGGGGAUACGCGUAUGAGAGCGGGCCCGGCGCGCCGGUCUGA
Molecule: messenger RNA, 534 nt
Organism: Prorocentrum cordatum
Lineage: Eukaryota; Dinophyceae; Prorocentrales; Prorocentraceae
Source: the annotation of a GenBank genome assembly